Molecule: messenger RNA, 2582 nt
Organism: Populus euphratica (Euphrates poplar)
Lineage: Eukaryota; Viridiplantae; Streptophyta; Magnoliopsida; Malpighiales; Salicaceae
Product: protein terminal ear1-like
Exons: 5
Coding region: 127-2148 (673 amino acids)
Molecular function (GO): RNA binding
Source: RefSeq, a predicted model, not a curated record
AGAGGCAGCCAAUGUAUUGCUACUAGUGUACUAACCUGUGUUUCUCUAGCAGUUGCAUCGCCGGGAAACCAGUCUUUCCCGUUGUUUUCCUUAAGCUAACCGCUCUUAAAUCAUCGGAAAAUCACCAUGGAAGCAAACGGCUCUGUUCAGUUUCCGGGAACCCUAGACCCAAGAGCACAAGAGUUCAGGCCUAGACGUGAUAACCUUCACAAUUUUCCCCCAAAGUUUAUUCCUUUCGGACCGCCGCCUCCGCCUCCGCUGCCGCCGCCACCACCACCACCGCCUUCGCACCAAGUCUACUACCCCUACACCCCCCAAGCGUUGCCGUUUAGCGACUUUGUAGGUUUCGCUCAGUAUGAUCAUCAUAUACCUCCGGCGUACGUUAGCGUGGAACCUCCUCCCCCUCUUCCUCCUACUGGGGCGCCAACUCGGACUCUGGUACUGAGUUCGGUGCCGCGCGAAGUGAACGAGUCAUUGAUUAGGAGAGAAUUGGAGGUUUUUGGAGAAGUUAGAGGGGUCCAGAUGGAAAGAGUAGGUGAUGGGAUCGUGACCGUUCAUUUCUACGAUCUAAGACAUGCAGAGAGAGCCUUGAGGGAGAUACGAGAGCAGCACAUGCAGCAUCAAGCCAGGCUAAGGAACUUCUUUAUUCAAAAUUCCGAGAGCAUUAGCUUCAAUAUUGCACCAACACCACCACCGCCGGCGCGUGGUGUAAUUGCUGGUUGUGUGGUUUGGGCUCAGUUUAUUAUUCCGUCGUGUAACGAGGUGCCUGAUGGACAGAAUCAAGGGACCCUUGUGAUCUUCAAUUUGGACCCCAAUGUUUCUACCCGAAGCCUUAAAGAAAUUUUCCAGGCUUUUGGUGCUGUCAAGGAGGUGAGAGAGACACCUUUGAAGAGGCACCAAAGGUUUAUAGAGUUUUACGAUGUUAGAGAUGCAGCCAAGGCCCUUAGAGAGAUGAAUGGAAAGGAAAUUUAUGGAAAGCAAGUUGAUAUCGAAUUUAGUCGCCCUGGUGGGCAUGGGAAGAAGUUUUUUAAUGCCAGGCCCAGGGCCACUUCCAAAAACUCCUUUACUACUGUCUUUGACUCCACAACAAACCUUCGCCAUUCCAAAGUUGCAACCUUUGUGUCUCCGCAACCUCCACCAUUGCUUCAUAGAUUCUCCUCCGGCUUCUCGCCUCCAAAUGUUUCCCCUCGCUCAUUUCUGACGGAAACUCAAUCCUCAGCUGGAAAGAAACCGUCUGGUGAUCCUAGCGAAGGAAACCCUAAUGAGGUUUCAAUUGAAGCUUCUUUGGGGUGUUUGUCAUUGGGUGGAGAAGUAAUUGUUGGGAAGGUUGCUGAUCGUGGCCCUCCAAAGAGAAGUUUAAAAAAGAGCCAGUCUUUUACAUCUACAAAGCAGCAGCAGAAGAGUGCUAAGUCUUGGAAGGGAUCAAGGCAAGCGAAGAAGCUUGAUAGUCGUUUUCUUAUAAGCGAUGAAUCCAUGGUGGAAACCAGCGGUAGUGAUUCCAGGACCACUGUCAUGAUCAAGAACAUACCCAAUAAGUACAGUCAGAAGCUGUUGUUGAAUAUGCUGGACAAUCACUGCAUUCACUGCAACGAGCAGAUUGCCAACGGGGAUGACCAGCCCUUGUCUUCUUAUGAUUUUUUAUAUCUUCCAAUUGACUUCAACAACAAAUGCAAUGUGGGAUAUGGGUUCGUGAACAUGACGUCCCCGCAGGCAGCGUGGAGGCUCUACAAGGCCUUUCAUAAUCAACAUUGGGAGGUCUUCAGCUCUAGGAAAAUCUGUGCAGUGACUUAUGCUAGAGUUCAGGGAUUGGAAGCGUUGAAGGAGCACUUUAAGAACUCAAAGUUCCCAUGCGAGAUUGACCACCACCUGCCAGUUGUCUUCUCUCCUCCUCGAGACGGGAGGCAACAGACGGAGCCUCUUCCCAUUAUUGGCCACAAGCACAAUCAACAGCCCAUCAAUAUUAUUCUUGGUGACUCAAUAGCGUGCACCCACCAUGAGAUAGACGGUGUGAAUGAUAGCCUCAAGACCUGCAACAAAUUAUUUGGUGACACUGACCAAGGAGAAAACCAGCUCAAGUGCAGCAGCAGCAGCCAAAAUGACGGCGAUAUUGGUGAUGAUUAUAAAGACAGUAGCAGUGGCAGCAGCUAGCAUGGUGGCAUACUAAUUGAAGUGGAGAGGGAGCUCCGCGAUUGAUUCUCUUGGAUAACUGAGAAGAUUUGAGUAUCAUACAUCCACCCGCCAAACCAACGACGCUGUUUCCAUUACAUGCCUGCUGCUAAAAACAGCUUAAGCUGCACCACCCAAUGAGAUGCUUGUUGAGCUCCGAGCCCUCCACUCUCUUACAUAUUAAAGCCCAUGGUCACAUAACAAGCCUAAGGCGUAGCUUUUAUCUGUCCUCACUCACGCAGGCUAGCUACCUGUAUAUGACCUGACCUGACCUGACCUGACCACACCACCAUCACCUCCAUUUACUCUCUCCCUCUAUUGUAUCUUAGCAUUUUUUUUUUAAAGAGAUUGUAUUGUAGAAGCGCUCUCUUCUCUGAUAAUGAAAAUUGGACAAUUCGGGCAAUUAGUAUAUAAAA